Molecule: messenger RNA, 894 nt
Organism: Daphnia pulex (common water flea)
Lineage: Eukaryota; Metazoa; Arthropoda; Branchiopoda; Diplostraca; Daphniidae
Exons: 4
Coding region: 193-576 (127 amino acids)
Source: RefSeq, a predicted model, not a curated record
UGUCAUUAUCUAUUUUCUUAUUGCAGGAAUCUUUGUGGUUUUCUCAACACUGGUGCUGGGGGAGUGGUCUAUUGUGGUGUGACUGAUAACGGAGAAGUUCAGGGCAUCCAUCUUACAAACUACCAGAAAGACCAUGUAUUGCUUUCUGUCCAAGAUCUUUUCUCUAGAUUUGAACCUCCUGUUGAUUCCAGCAUGUACACAGUCCAUUUUGUUCCUGUUGUGACUGAAAAUGAUCAUGUUCCAGACAUCCCAUCUUUUCCUGUAGAUCCUGAGCAACGCAAUACUCCACACAUCUUGAGGACUUCCAAAUAUUGCUGGUGUGACAAGGAUGCCUCAGCUCAGCAUGACUUUGGUAUGAUUUCUCAACUAUACGUCAUUGAAAUCGAAGUUUUCCCCUGGAAUCCAAAGUCCCCUUUGUCUGUGACGUCUGUAACUCCUAUUCACCCCCUUUUUUGCAACGAAGAAGGACUCCACUUUGUCCGCCGACUUGGUGGUUUGCAUCGACCAACAUUAGCGGAAGUGAUCCAGCUGGCCGAAGCAGAUACUGCCCGAUAUCACACUAUGAAUAAAAAAUGACGCAGUUGUAUUUUGAUGACGCAACCCUCAGUAACGAUAUGAAAUAUCCGAGAUAUCUUGUUUCACGUAAACUGUCUCUUUUGUUUGGAUUUAUUUCUCUUUUUUUCUUCCCAGUUCAUGUCUCCUCAUUCACGCAUUGAAAUGCAAAUGUUUCUUUUUGUCAGGUAUUUAGGGUGUGGCAUAAAAAUACUCUAUUCUUGGCUCCAGUUUUCUAUCUCAGACCCGCUGAAUGUAAACGUUUACCAAGAAGUGCCUGUAAUUACAUGUAAAUAAUUGGCUUUUCUUCAAAUGGAAUACAAUUCCCUGUGCUCAGUUUAA